Molecule: messenger RNA, 1629 nt
Organism: Drosophila busckii
Lineage: Eukaryota; Metazoa; Arthropoda; Insecta; Diptera; Drosophilidae
Exons: 4
Coding region: 215-1201 (328 amino acids)
Source: RefSeq, a predicted model, not a curated record
CUUGAGCUCAGCGCGCACGCAAGUGAAAUCCGCGCGGUCAGUUGUAAACGAAAAGAGUCGUAAGUUGGUCGUUGCUCGUCGUUCGUCACAAAUUGAUGCGAUAUAAACAUAAACGCAACGCUAACGCUAUACCAGACGCCAAAUCAACAAAAAAAGGAAUCAAACCUGAUCAACAGAUCUCAACUGCACGCGAAUCUAUCAAGGCGAUGACAUAAUGGAGCCAAUGACCAUGUUGGUGUUGGCCUUCCAGCUGCUGGCGCUCUUCUCGAUCGCCGGCGCGCUGCUCAUCUAUCUGAUAUGCAAGGUGCGUGAGGAGAGUCACGCGGAGAGUGCGGAGCAGCAGCCGGCGAGCCGCGUGGUGCUGGUGACCAGUGCGGACACGGCGCUGGGACUGCAGCUCUGCACCUAUUUGGCCAACAAGGGCUGCCGCGUCUUUGCGGGCAUGAAAGAGGCGCGCGACUCGCUGCCGGCCAAGCUGCUGUGCGGCUGGAUGAAGAUACGCGAGUAUAGCGAGGAGCCCAUCAGCGGCACCAUCAUACCCAUGCGCCUGGACGUCACACGCGAGGAUGUGCUAAGGGAGGCGACCAUUGCCAUGGGCGCCCAUCUGAAUGCCAAUGAGCGCGGCAUUGCGGCGGUGAUCAACACCAGCGGCAGCGUCUAUCGCGGCCGCGUCGAGUCCCAGGACGUGCAGCAGUGGGAGCAGAUGCUGAAGACCAACAUACUGGGCACAUUGCGCGUGGCCAAGGCGUUUGUGGGUCUGCUGCGUCCGACGCGUGGCCGCUUGCUAUACUUGGGCGGCAGCAGCGCUGGCGCCAGCAUGGGCGGCGAUGGCCUCGUCGCGUUCAAUGCCUCGCGUGUCGCUGUGGAGAAGUGCGCCGAGGAGCUGCGCAAGGAGCUGCAGCCGUAUGGCGUCAGCAUUGUCGCCUUGGACACUUGUGGCAUGACCGCUGAAUCGCUAUACAAGGCACCAGUUGCGCAGACCAUAUCCCAGUGCCCGGGCGCACCCACGCAAUAUACGGCGGAUGUGCUCAGCGCCAGCGCCCUGCAGGUUAUCGAGCGCGCUCUCUGGGAUUAUACGCCGCAGCAGCGCUACACGCUGCUCUCCGCCAACAAAUAUCAAUUCACGUUGCCAUGCCGCUCCUCACUGCGUCUACAUCGCCCCACCAAUCACGUCGCUGCCGGCAAGACGCAGUCUGUCUAAAUUCGAUUCUCUCUCUCUCUCUUUGUUUUUAACUUUGUAUUCGUCUUGGCUUGUUUUUAUUGCCGCCCCCUCCCCACGCUAACCCACAACACACACACAACCUGUACAUAUGCCUGCCUGCCCUGCCCCAUCCCUCACCCUCACUUCACCUCACCAACGCUCCCCCCUUCAGCAUCCAACCCUUUAUAAUGUUCGGCAUUCUUGAUUAUUAUUAUUAUUAUUAAUAUUAAUAACUUUUUUUUGAUAUGCAUAUAUACUUUUUAUAAAAAAAAAAAAAACAAACAACAAAAGAAGUUUGCAAAAAUUAUUGCUGCAUUCGAUUUGUAGACACACCCCUGGUUCGGCUCAGAUGCAAUAAUUGCAUCUGAAUAUAAAUAUACAUAUAUACUAUGUAAUACAUUAUGUUACGAUUUAUAUAAAAUGCAUGU